Messenger RNA from Lathyrus oleraceus (garden pea), 567 nucleotides. RefSeq lists its product as uncharacterized. The transcript is spliced from 3 exons. Gene Ontology annotation, biological process: DNA integration. NCBI's taxonomy places the organism in Eukaryota, Viridiplantae, Streptophyta, Magnoliopsida, Fabales, Fabaceae. Gene Ontology annotation, molecular function: nucleic acid binding. The coding region runs from base 1 to 567 and encodes 188 amino acids. The record is from RefSeq and is a predicted model, not a curated record.
AUGCCUCAAAAUUCCAUGUUGGAGGUAGAAUUGUUUGAUGUAUGGGGCAUAGACUUCAUGGGACCUUUUCCACCAUCAUUUGGAAAGAAUUACAUUUUGGUUGCUAUUUGUUAUGUGUCAAAAUGGGUAGAAGUUGUACCAGUACCCACAAAUGAUGCUAAAGUGGUGGUCAAUUUCCUAAACAACUACAUUUUCUCUAGGUUUGGGGUACCAAUAUCACUAAUCAGUGACGAAGGUACUCAUUUUCUAAACAAGUUAAUGAAGAAUCUGUUAAGGAAAUAUACUGUCAAGGAUAAAAUUGCCACACCGUAUCAUCCUCAGACAAGUGGACAGGUUGAAGUAUCGAACCGACAGAUAAAGCAGAUUCUAGAAAAGACUGUCAUUGCUUCUCGAAAGGAUUGGUCGUUCAAGUUGGAGGAUGCACUGUGGGCGUAUAAAACAGUGUUCAAAACCCCAAUAGGUUUGCACAAUGCCUUUCAUACCAAGACGGACGCACUCACGUUAAUGCGGGAAUUGUAUGAAAAUACCCCCAAGGAGGAUUGUUUAAGGGAAGCAACAAAUGGUUGA